CUGAGAUCUAAGUCCUCUUCUCCUGUGAGUGUGGAAGGCGGGAGAGGGAAGCAAGAGGAAGGAACAGGAGAGUGCUUCUUGGUCAGUUUCCAUCUCUUGCCUUCGAACUCAGUGCGCUUUCCCCGCCGGAAAGACGCCGGGUCAGGGCGCGCGAGUGCGCGCUGGUGGGGUCAGCGCGUCGGCAGGUGGGUAGUACCCGCGCGCGAAUUAGGGGAAGUUACCUUCCCCUCGGAAGAGGGCGCUGGCUCCCCCAACCUGCCUUUAUAAUAAGGCCGCGGGAGGAGAGGAAGCUGCCAGCUGCCGUCUGCGCUUUGCAAAGCAUGCAGUUAGGGGAGCAGCUCUUCGUGAGCUCGGUGAACCUGCCUAGCGCGCACUUCUACCCGCUGGAGAGUGCGCGAGGCGGCAGCGGCGGAAGCGCCGGAAGCGCUGGUCACCUCCCCGGCGCGGCUCCGUCACCUCAGAGGCUGGACUUAGACAAAGCGCCCAAGAAGUUCUCUGGCAACCUCUCGUGCGACGCGGGGAGCGGGGAGUCCGCAACCUCCAGCGCGGGGGCUCCCGCGGCCAUGCUCAGUGACGCCGACGCCGGGGACGCCUUCGCCAGCGCCGCUACAGUGGCCAAGCCAGGGCCCCCGGACGGCCGCAAGGGCUCCCCCUGCGGGGAGGAGGAGCUGCCCUCGGCCGCUGCCGCCGCCACCGCACGCUACUCCAUGGACAGCCUGAGCUCGGAGCGCUACUACCUCCAGUCCCCCGGGCCUCAGGGCUCAGAGCUGGCCGCGCCUUGCUCGCUCUUCCCGUACCAGGCGGCGGCGGGGGCGCCCCACGGAUCUGUGUACCCGGCUCCCAACGGGGCGCGCUACCCCUACGGCUCCAUGCUGCCCCCCGGCGGCUUCCCCACCGCUGUGUGCCCACCCGGGAGAGCUCAGUUUGGCCCGGGAGCCGGCGCAGGCAGUGGCGCGGGAAGCAGCAGCGGCGGGGGAGGCGGCCCGGGUGCCUAUCAGUACAGCCAGGGGACUCCGCUAUACGGGCCUUACCCUGGGGCGGCAGCGGCCGGUUCUUGCGGAGGAUUGGGAGGUUUGGGGGUUCCCGGUUCCGGCUUCCGCGCCCACGUCUACCUGUGCAACCGGCCUUUGUGGCUCAAAUUCCACCGCCACCAAACUGAGAUGAUUAUUACGAAACAGGGCAGGCGCAUGUUUCCUUUCUUGAGCUUCAAUAUAAACGGACUCAAUCCCACGGCCCACUACAACGUGUUCGUAGAGGUGGUGCUGGCAGACCCCAACCAUUGGCGCUUCCAGGGGGGCAAGUGGGUGACAUGCGGCAAAGCUGACAAUAACAUGCAGGGCAACAAAAUGUAUGUUCACCCAGAGUCUCCUAAUACUGGUUCCCACUGGAUGAGACAGGAGAUAUCCUUUGGGAAAUUAAAACUCACCAAUAACAAAGGCGCGAAUAACAACAACACCCAGAUGAUAGUCUUACAGUCUUUACACAAGUACCAACCACGACUCCACAUUGUCGAAGUUACAGAGGAUGGCGUGGAGGACUUGAACGAGCCCUCAAAGACCCAGACUUUUACCUUCUCAGAAACACAGUUCAUUGCAGUAACUGCCUACCAAAACACUGAUAUUACUCAACUAAAGAUUGAUCAUAACCCCUUUGCAAAAGGCUUCAGGGACAACUAUGAUUCCAUGUACACCGCUUCCGAAAAUGACAGGUUAACUCCAUCUCCCACGGAUUCUCCUAGAUCCCAUCAGAUUGUCCCUGGAGGUCGGUACGGCGUUCAAUCCUUCUUCCCGGAGCCCUUUGUCAACACUUUACCUCAAGCCCGAUACUAUAAUGGAGAGAGAACCGUGCCACAGACCAACGGUCUCCUUUCGCCCCAACAGAGCGAAGAGGUGGCCAACCCUCCCCAGCGAUGGCUUGUCACACCUGUUCAGCAACCUGGGACCAACAAACUAGACAUCGGUUCCUAUGAGUCCGAAUAUUCUUCCAGCACCUUGCUGCCAUAUGGCAUUAAAUCCUUACCCCUCCAGACAUCCCAUGCCCUGGGGUAUUACCCUGAUCCAACCUUCCCUGCAAUGGCAGGGUGGGGAGGUCGAAGUUCUUAUCAGAGGAAGAUGACAGCUGGACUACCAUGGACCUCCAGAACAAGCCCCCCUAUAUUCUCUGAAGAUCAACUCUCCAAGGAGAAGGUCAAAGAAGAAAUUACCUCUUCUUGGAUAGAGACACCCCCUUCCAUCAAGUCUCUUGAUUCCAAUGAUUCGGGCGUAUACACCAGUGCUUGUAAGCGAAGGCGGCUGUCUCCUAGCACCUCCAGUAAUGAAAAUUCUCCCUCCAUAAAGUGUGAGGACAUUAAUGCUGAAGAGUAUAGUAAAGACACCUCAAAAGGCAUGGGGGGAUAUUAUGCUUUUUACACAACUCCCUAAAGAAGUAUUUUAACCUCGUGAAAAUUAGCUACCUUUUUGCAGAUGGACUUGGUGGUGUUUUUUUUUGUUGUCUUUGCCUAGGUUGCCAAAAAGACAUUUGCCUUCCACCUUGAUGCAUCCCGUUUUGUGCAAUUCUCUAAAGAAGGUGCCAAAGCUUUUUGAUUGCUGCAGGUAACUGAAACAGACCUAGCAUUUCUUUUUCUUUUUAAAAUGAAGUUAAUGGAGGACUUUAAAAUGUUUCAAAAUUUGAAGGAUAUUCAAGGGUCCAGGUUUAUUUAUUGGAGACACUAAAUAUUCAGUGAAGCAGGGCUGUGAAGAUUGAGUGCCCAGCACUAUCAAAUGAGUUGAAAGCUUUGGUUCUCAUUACUAUUUGUAAAUCUUUAAGCAAAUAGAGGCCAGGAGUGCUGAGGUGUUUUGAGUCUGGAAAAGAAGGGCUGGGCCUUAAAGCUUCAACAGGGGACUUCUGCUAGGGACAAAAGAUGUUAGGCCUGGGAGUCAAGAAAAACCUUGGCGAAGGUGCUGGUUUUACCUGACUUAUUCCUCCCAGGCUUUCAGAACAAGCCAUGUUUGCCCUAGUUCAGGACUGUCUCACUUGAGAUGUGCUAGGCCUCUGCUGUGUGCUGGGAGCACUCAGGAAAGGGCAAGGGAGUGAGGGGGAGCAGCCAAAAAGAGAGAAUUUAAAACUGUACAGUUGUGUGUUUAGAUACACUGUAGAAUAAUGUGGAAUAUAUUGUACAAAUAGUCUACGUAGGUGUCCAGGAUAAUGUAAAAUUGGUGCUUUGGCUUUGUAAAGAAUUUGCAAAACACCUAACAGCUUGCUAGGGCAAGGGGAUAGUUUCUCUCAUCAUCCCGUAUGUGGGAAUAUUCUGUUUACUUCUUAGAUAGUUAAGAAUGUAUUCAGCUACCCUGUACUAACUUGAAACGUGUUUAAAGAAACCUGUUAAAGAAAACUCCUAUCUCAUCCUUCCUUUUCUAUCCCCCACUCUCCUCCACCUUGGUAAUGUGAAGAAACUAAAACUUUAUGCCACAGCUCCUAUAGGCUUUCUAGAGAUCUUGGGUUUUUAUGUACAGUCUUAAGUCAUUUUUAAUAAAUGUGGUUCAGUAUGGGAAUUGG
This is a messenger RNA of Choloepus didactylus (southern two-toed sloth), 3534 nucleotides long. RefSeq names its product eomesodermin (gene EOMES). Gene Ontology annotation, biological process: mesoderm formation; endodermal cell fate specification; CD8-positive, alpha-beta T cell differentiation involved in immune response. Bases 321 to 2420 code for a protein of 699 amino acids. Lineage: Eukaryota; Metazoa; Chordata; Mammalia; Pilosa; Megalonychidae. The transcript has 6 exons. Gene Ontology annotation, molecular function: RNA polymerase II cis-regulatory region sequence-specific DNA binding; DNA-binding transcription factor activity, RNA polymerase II-specific. Gene Ontology annotation, cellular component: nucleus. The record is from RefSeq and is a predicted model, not a curated record.